Messenger RNA from Pisolithus orientalis, 651 nucleotides. RefSeq lists its product as uncharacterized. The record is from RefSeq and is a predicted model, not a curated record. The coding region runs from base 165 to 473 and encodes 102 amino acids. Lineage: Eukaryota; Fungi; Basidiomycota; Agaricomycetes; Boletales; Pisolithaceae. Gene Ontology annotation, cellular component: membrane. The transcript is spliced from 6 exons.
UCCUGUGACCUCAAGACUCCAGAAUUACGCAGUAUGCUGUGGUGCUUCCGGCAGCGCCAUCCCUCUUAACAGGACGAGUGCCCUGUGUGGAUUCUCAUUGCAACUCUCCCUCUCAUUUCGUGCUUGAGAGAUAAAGAAAAUAUAAUUUGGAUUCCUACCUCACAAUGCGUGCCUCGACUGUCGUUCUCGUCAUCGUCGCUAUCAUCUUUCCACCUGCAGCAGUAGCAUUCAUAUCGGGAUGCAGCUGCGACCUUCUCAUUAAUGUAUUGUUGACAAUCUUGGGAUAUAUCCCCGGACACAUCCACGCGUUCUGGCUCAUAUACAAGAGGGCAAAAGCCGAGGAGAGAUACGGAAGUGGACAGUACCAUUAUGUCGGAAGUGGACGGUACGAACCUGUUGGAUCUGGCACUACUGCACCUGUCGCCGAUCCCGGACCCAAGCAAAAUUAUGGAGCGACGGCUCCUGGGUAUUGAUUGCUACUUCAGCAAGCAGCUGCCUCUCGCCUUGUCUUUAGAUCUGUUCAUACUGUACAUGGUAGAGUGUGGACCAUUGUACUGAGUACCAGACUGUGCGGUGUUGUAGUAUAUCUGUGAGGUGUUGUGUCGUCACUACAUUUAUAAUAAUAGUUCAUCGUCAGCAUCGACGUUAAGA